UGUGAAAACAUCCAGAGACGAUGUGCAGGUUCAUUAAGAUGGCUGGUGGUGCAGCUCACACUUGUGGAAUAUUCCUGGAUUACAGCAGAAAGACUUCUUUACUCCUCUGGGACUAGAGGCAGCGUUGCGGGAGAGCGUCUCCUGUUAUGUUCAGCCUGCAGGUUUUAAACACACUCUGCGAGGAUGAGUGCUUUCUACAUCGUGAUUGAAGUCAUAAUCGCAGUUCUCUCCAUAUCCGGCAACAUAUUGGUGUGCUGGGCUGUCGCGAUCAACACCACUCUGAAAAACGCCACCAACUACUUUCUGGUGUCUCUGGCUGUGGCGGAUAUUCUGGUCGGCUGCCUCGCCAUCCCCUUCGCCAUCACCAUCAGCGUCGGGAUCGUUCUGGACUUCUAUGGAUGUCUCUUCCUGGCCUGUUUUGUUCUGGUACUGACUCAAAGCUCCAUCUUCAGCCUGCUCGCGAUCGCUAUUGACAGAUAUCUGGCCGUCAAAAUCCCUCUGAGGUGA
This is a messenger RNA of Plectropomus leopardus (leopard coralgrouper), 507 nucleotides long. The record is from RefSeq and is a predicted model, not a curated record. NCBI's taxonomy places the organism in Eukaryota, Metazoa, Chordata, Actinopteri, Perciformes, Serranidae.